This is a messenger RNA of Impatiens glandulifera, 819 nucleotides long. RefSeq names its product transcription factor MYB44-like. Gene Ontology annotation, cellular component: nucleus. The transcript has a single exon. Gene Ontology annotation, biological process: regulation of DNA-templated transcription. The record is from RefSeq and is a predicted model, not a curated record. Gene Ontology annotation, molecular function: RNA polymerase II cis-regulatory region sequence-specific DNA binding; DNA-binding transcription factor activity, RNA polymerase II-specific. Lineage: Eukaryota; Viridiplantae; Streptophyta; Magnoliopsida; Ericales; Balsaminaceae. Bases 1 to 819 code for a protein of 272 amino acids.
AUGGAGGAUCAAGAAAAUUCAAAUAUCCAGAUUAGAGCGCCGCAGCAGCAGGUGAAGGGACCAUGGAGUCCUGAAGAAGACGACUUGUUACGGAUGGUUGUGGAAAAACACAGCGCUAGGAAUUGGUCUGUAAUCAGCGAAUCCAUUCCAGGGAGAUCAGGCAAGUCUUGUCGGUUGCGAUGGUGCAAUCAGCUGUCUCCCGAUGUCGAGCACCGUUCCUUUACCAAGGAAGAAGACGAUAUCAUCUUGAAAGCUCACGGCCGUGUUGGAAACAAGUGGGCUACCAUCUCCAGACUUCUCAAAGGACGUACUGAUAACUCUAUUAAGAAUCACUGGAAUUCGACUCUUAAAAGGAAGUACUCCCCUCUUCUUCUUCUUCCUCCAGAAAAUGAAGAAUAUCGUCGAACUAAAAGGCUGCAGGAGACUACGAGGACGACUGCAGCGAUUAAAUCGAAUUUUUCUGAAACUAGUACUUCAGGAUCGGAUAUUAGCGAUUCUGGAGGAGUAGUAAUACCCAUUUUGCCUCUGAUGAACGAUUCCAUAAUAUUCUCGCCUCCUUCACUGAUCAAAUCAGAAUUACAUGAAAAUGUAAUUACAGCUUUUGAUCCUUCAACAACUCUUACUCUUUCACUCCCUGGAACUGGAAUUGACUCAAAUUGUAAUAGUAAUAAACAGAUUGAGAUAGGUACUGCUGAGAAGAAGCAAGAUUUUGAUUCUACUGUUCAAGUGAAGCCUUUGGAAUUGAGCGAUGAAUCGCUUCAAGUGAUACAAGAGAUUAUUAAGAAGGAAGUGAAUUCUUACAUGUCAGGUUUGAAAUGA